UUUCGACGGUCUAGUCAACUGCGACAACUACCUAUCCCAUCACAUACUUCCGUCACACCUUUCGAUAAAACUCUGUAGCGACUAGCGAAAAGCAGCAAAUAGCUAUGGCAUCAUCAGCAGCAGCGGCAGCGGCAGCGACACCCCCCACUGCCGACCCAGAAGGCAACGAUAAGAAAAGGAAAAGAGUGAAGACUGAUUCAAAUAUUUCAAGGAAACCCGCUAAUGUGCAAAGCGAACUUGAGGCUUGUGCAAGUUUAAAGUUUAAACAGGUAGCAGCUAAAGUCACACCAGCUGAGGCUGAUAAGGACGACUGGUUUGUUGUAAAAGUGUUGCAUUUUGAUAAGGAGACAAGAGAAUUUGAAGUAAUAGAUGAGGAACCGGGUGAUGAUGAUGAAGGUGGUGGCCAAAGAAAGUACAAGCUGCCCAUGUCAAGUAUUAUUCCUUUCCCCAAGAGAGGUGAUGCUUCUACCGCUCCAGAUUUCCCUCCUCGAAGCCAAGUCUUGGCUGUCUAUCCUGGAACAACUGCACUUUAUAAGGCAACUGUUGUCAAUGGCCAUCGCAAGAGGAAGACGGAGAAUUAUUUACUGGAAUUUGACGAUGAUGAGGAAGAUGGAUCCUUGCCUCAAAGGACAGUACCCUUCCACAAGGUGGUUGCUCUGCCUGAUGGACAUCGUCAAUGAAUUCUUGCUGUUUAUAGCCUUGUUUAAAUCUAACAUGUUGUGUAGCAUUUUUAACCAGACCUUUUACAUGGCCUAUGUUUUUCUUUUCGUCAUUCAGAGAUGGUUUUGUAAGAUCUUCUGUAACUUUGUAUGUUAUGUAGCAUAUUUGGGGAUGGUUUUGUAAGAUCUUCUGUAACUUUGUAGGUUAUGUACCAUAUUUGGGGAGGGUUUUGUAAGAUCUUCUGUAACUUUGUAUGUUAUGUAGCAUAUUUGGGGAUGGUUUUGUAAGAUCUUCUGUAACUAUGUAUGUUAUGCAGCAUAUUUGGA
Messenger RNA from Alnus glutinosa, 986 nucleotides. RefSeq names its product SAGA-associated factor 29 homolog B-like. The transcript has 7 exons. Gene Ontology annotation, cellular component: SAGA complex. The coding region runs from base 105 to 680 and encodes 191 amino acids. The record is from RefSeq and is a predicted model, not a curated record. Lineage: Eukaryota; Viridiplantae; Streptophyta; Magnoliopsida; Fagales; Betulaceae.